AUGACAGGCGUCGUGGCGGUCGUGGACGCCGGCGGCACAUCGACGCGGGCUGCCAUCGCGGACGCUCGGGGGCGUAUUGUGGCGCGCUCGUGCGUCGGGGCCGGCAGCUUUUCUGUCCUGUCGCUCCGGGCAUGGACGCGGCGCAUGUGCGAGGCACUCGAGGCGUGUGCGAACGAGGCGCCUAUCACCCGUGCCUGGAUCGGCUCGGCGGGUAUCGAUGCAGAUGAGAGCGCGCGCAUCGCGACAGAGGCGCUGCGCUGUGCCAUGCCGCACGUCCACGAAUGGACUGUGACGAACGACGCGGCCUUGUUGUGCGCCAGUGUGCCACGCAACAGGCCCUGCGUCGUGUGCAUUGCCGGCACGGGCAGUGUCGUCCUGGCCUACGACGCGCAGCGCACGCGGACCAAGCGCGUCGGUGGCCUCGGCUGGCUCUUGGGUGACGAGGGCAGUGCGGUCGGUGUAGGACGCGCGGCUCUUCGACACGUGCUCAGCGAGCCAUCGCCCCUGUUGGAUGUGAUCCUCGCCGCUACGGGGGCAGCUUCCGCCGACGACCUGCUCAGCUACGUGUAUACGGACGACAGCCGCACACGCAUCGCGGCACUGGCUCAGGUCGUGACGCGCGCGGCGCACGAUGGCCAUGCGGUGGCGCAGCACAUCGUGGAGCUCGAGGCGCAGGCCAUGGCGGCGUGCAUUGACCGCGCCGCGCCGCCCAUCCCGGCCGCUUGCCGCUUGGGCGGCGCGCUCUUUGGCGACGCAGGGUACCUCGCACGCGUGCUGCACCACAUCCAGACACCGUUCAUCGACACACAGGUGGUACAUGAUAUCUGUGGAACGGCUGCACAAAGUAAAGCUACACGUCCAUGGUAG
Messenger RNA from Malassezia restricta, 867 nucleotides. Its product is annotated as BadF/BadG/BcrA/BcrD ATPase family. The record is from RefSeq and is a predicted model, not a curated record. Lineage: Eukaryota; Fungi; Basidiomycota; Malasseziomycetes; Malasseziales; Malasseziaceae. The transcript has a single exon. The coding region runs from base 1 to 867 and encodes 288 amino acids.